GUAAUAAUUGUUUAGAGAAGCGAGUAGGGGGUCAAUAUAUGACAAGGAUGGCAGUGGACAAGAAAUGGCUUCUCAGGGGGAAAUAUGUAUCGGAUUUUCACCAUUGUAUUGCAGCCAAUGGACUCAUGCAUUCAAUAUCAAGCACAUUCUGGCGCAUCACAUCUCUUUAGCAGCAUCCCUGACACCACCUAGACUCUCUACCAUACUGUGAAUUAUGUAUUUUCUAUGAACAGUUCAGAAUCGAUACUAUUAAAGAUGCACCCACACCAAAGGGUUCACUGGAUCACGUCGUCCAAGUACUCCCGGAUCCGGCCAAGAGUGUCUUCUCGUACGUUUCCCGGGACCAUUUGUUCGGCCUUGGGCUUAAUGAAACUCAAAAGCUGCUCGAAAUUCGAGCUAUCGUUAUUCUGUAACUCGUUCAAUGCCAUUUGACUGAUCUUGUCAUACCAGCCACUUUCGUACAACUGCAACUUCAACUGCUUAUUGAUUUUGUCAUAAUUUCCCGAUGAAAUUAGGUGAUCCUGGAUCUUAGAUUUGAUCUGCUCGAGCUCUUGGUCCUGCUGGGUCAUGUUUGAAAAAGGAAAAAGUGCGACAACGGUUGAUACCUGAUAACGGUUGAUAAUUUGACAACAGCUGAUACUUGGGAUAUUAGGCCACCGAACAGCACUCAACUAACCAAUCGAAUGAGGUCAACUGAAUGAUUACUGGUAAAAUCAAGAUGAUGUUGACAAACAAAAGUUCCCAGGCCGCGACUCUCAAGUCAAUCCGAAAUAUCUCCAGAAUGACCAAACCUUCACCAUACAAGGCUCAACUAGUUUCGGUGGAAGACAUUCUGCAAGGCAAAUGGAUUCAAACUCGUCAGAUCAACUAUAAGGACCCAAAUGGUCAGGACCGAGUCUGGGAAAUGGCGGUAAGAACCACCAGAACUGAAACCACAAACACCGACGCUGUAUCAAUAUUAGCACUUUUAAAGCAUCCACAAAAACCUACAGAGAUCGUGUUCACCAAGCAGUUCCGCCCUCCAACCGGUAAGGUUGUGAUUGAGUUGCCUGCCGGGCUCAUUGACCCGAAAGAAUCGGUCGAGUCUACUGCCAUUAGAGAGUUGAUUGAAGAAACUGGUUACCAUGGUAAAGUGUUGAGUCUGACGCUUGACCAGGUGGAAUUGUUCAGUGAUCCAGGUUUAACUAACGCCAACAUGGCGUUCACCACAAUGGAAGUGGAUUUGACUCAACCAGAGAAUAUCAAUCCCCAACCCGAAUUGGAGCCUGGAGAGUUUAUUGAGACUUUUACUCUUCCAUUGACGAACUUAUUAGAUGAACUACUUGAUGUUUGCAAGAAAGAAGGAUGUGUUAUAGACGCCAGAUUAUACCACUAUGCGGCAGGAUUAAAGAUGGCACUGAUGACCCUGUAAAUUUUGUGGUUCAGGAUGGUAAAGACGUCUUUCUACACAGACAUCACCGGCAACCACACUGGUAUCAUAUAAGUUUAUAUCAUGCAUGACGUACGUACCAAUAAAGUAUUGCUGGAUUAUUGCCUCUCCAGUAUCUCACAAGAUCUCUUAU
Molecule: messenger RNA, 1562 nt
Organism: Yamadazyma tenuis ATCC 10573
Lineage: Eukaryota; Fungi; Ascomycota; Pichiomycetes; Serinales; Debaryomycetaceae
Source: RefSeq, a predicted model, not a curated record